CCAUCUCAUUGUAUCUACGAAGAAUUUGUUCCCGUCAAUUGUAAACUGUUACGGUUAAAAUAAGUAAUUAAGCUACAAACAAGUUAUUUAAUGAAAUUCACGUUUCUACUGUAGAGUCAUUUUUUAAUUAUAUACCUAUUUCUCAAAAUGAACAUAACUUCUGCUGCAGGGAUCAUAUCUUUGCUGGAGGAACCCAUACCAGAAUUGAAAGUCUUUGCACUUCAAAAAUUAGAUAAGGUAGUUGAUGAGUUCUGGCCUGAAAUCUCCGAAGCAAUUGAAAAAAUCGAAAUACUUCAUGAAGAUAGAAAUUUCAACUAUCACGAACUUGCAGCUUUAGUCGCUAGUAAAGUUUACUAUCACCUUGGAAGUUUUGAAGACUCUCUAACCUAUGCAUUAGGAGCUGGUGAAUUAUUUGAUGUUAACUCGCGCAAUGAAUACGUUGAUACAAUAAUCGCGAAGUGCAUUGAUUAUUAUACUCAACAACGAUUGGAGACCGAAACAAAGAUAUCCUCGUUUGUCAAGAGAAUUGAUGUUAGAUUGGAAAAAAUUGUAAAUCGAAUGUUUCAAAGAUGUUUAGACGAUAACCAGUAUCGUCAAGCACUAGGACUUGCCCUUGAAACUAGAAGAAUGGAUAUUUUUGAGUCUGCUAUUAUGCAAUCCUUCUUGUAA
Molecule: messenger RNA, 669 nt
Organism: Copidosoma floridanum
Lineage: Eukaryota; Metazoa; Arthropoda; Insecta; Hymenoptera; Encyrtidae
Gene: Rpn2
Product: Regulatory particle non-ATPase 2
Biological process (GO): proteasome-mediated ubiquitin-dependent protein catabolic process; regulation of protein catabolic process
Cellular component (GO): proteasome storage granule; nucleus; proteasome complex
Molecular function (GO): enzyme regulator activity
Source: RefSeq, a predicted model, not a curated record